Molecule: messenger RNA, 2816 nt
Organism: Spodoptera frugiperda (fall armyworm)
Lineage: Eukaryota; Metazoa; Arthropoda; Insecta; Lepidoptera; Noctuidae
Product: dynein axonemal intermediate chain 7 homolog
Exons: 25
Coding region: 280-2679 (799 amino acids)
Cellular component (GO): axoneme
Molecular function (GO): beta-tubulin binding; microtubule binding
Source: RefSeq, a predicted model, not a curated record
GAAGCUGGGAAAAAGGAGGGGAAAGCGGGCAAGAAGAAAAAGGAUGCAACUGAAACAGGGACAGAUCCGGGAGAUGACAAAUUGGAAGAAAUCCUGGUGGCCACGACAGACUUGGAGCCGGAACCUGAAGAGAUUCAGUUCACGGAGACUUCGUAUACCAGUGCUUCCUUCGAGUCCCUGCCGCCGAUACCCAUCGAAGAUACAAAACCUAAAAAGAAAAAGAAGAAGAAACUCGGGGAGAAAGAAUCUUCAAUAGUGAAACAUCGGACCAGUAGUGAAAUGUUCCAGAUCUCUGAAGAAUCACUGCUACCUGUUUCUGAAUUAGAACCGAAACCAGCGGCGAUACCAGAACCACCGCCGGAAAAGAAGGGGAAAAAGGGAAAGAAAGGGAAAAAGGAUAAAAAGGUAGAAGAGAUACCGGACUUUGAAAAGCCAAAAGCAUGGAAGAAAAUGAACAAGAAAGACAGAGAUGCCUGGCUCCUCCAGAGGAUAGAAGAGUGGAGAGCGGAGAAGGAGGCUGAAAAACAAGCAAUCCUGGCAGGAGCGAAGGAGAAGCGCGCUGCCCUGGUCAGGGAGCGGAAUGAGAUGAUGGCAGCAGAACUGGCCGAGCAAGAAGUCAGAAGAGACUUGCAGCAGAAGGCCGUCAAUUUAUUCCAAGGUUAUGAAAAGCAAAAAAUUAAGUACGAACAGAAAAAGCAGAAAGAAGCUGAGUGGCUACAAUACGUUCGAUGCGAUGGUCUCCCGGACCCUCGCAUCGUGACCGAGCUGAACACCUUCCUCCAUCUCUGGCAGCAGAAUAAGGUGGCUGAUGAUAACGAGCUGGACAAGAAGUUUAUAGAAGUCCUGCCGAUCUUAGAAAUGCUGGAAAAUAUUCUCAAUAACGCAAGACAGUACACACCGAGGCAGAUUAGUAAUUAUGAUGAGGUCCGUCUAGCCCUCAGGGCUCAGUUGGCCAGCGCAAUAGAGAUGGCAUCCUACUCCCUACUGCGAAAUAUAGAGAAAAACCUGGUUUCCGAGUCUACUAAGGUAUCUACAUACAAGCGGGAGUUUAAAGGCAUGCGGCUAAACAUCUGGGUGGCUAUAAAAUGGCCUACAAAGAAACCUAGACCGGUGGAACAUGAGCCGGACCCAGUAGAACUAUCGUUUCCAUCAAUGAAAGUUUCAGUGAAACUGCCAAAGAUUAUAGACGGGUCCUGUGUCUGCGUGCGCGCAGCUCGAUCUCAAAUCGAUCUGCUUAGCGAACUUUCGCACAGUUUCGCUCUCAAAUUCGAUAUGCCGAAACGAUAUGAAGAUCUAUUUUCAUUCAACGUAAAGGAACUGAUUGAGUCCCAACGUCUGAAGAAGUUACAAGAUGAGGCGAGAUCGAAGUUCUACAGAGAAGUUCGUGAGAGAGUUCGUGAGUUGGAGAAUAUCAUCAAAACCAAUAUAUACCUGCAAAAUAUUAAAGAAAAGGAAGAAUUGGAUGUUCUGAACAUGGCAGAGGCGCCUUACGUGUCUCCACCCAGAGUGUGCAUAGCUACCGAAUGUGAAAUCGAAUUUAAAAAGUAUUUGAGGUCGUGCAAAUCCAAGAUACGAGUUGGCGAACUAAAUCUCAGGCGAUAUAGGAUCUGUGGCGGUGUUCUGAAUCUGGAUCUGAUAGUGACUCCCCCACAGCCGAAACGGAUGCGGCAUUCAGUCAUUGUGACUACAUUACAACUCCCGAAAUGUCUGGUGCCUGUAAAGUACCAGGUACAAUACAAGGCGCCUGGGCCCCCACCGCCGGGGGUCACUAGGACCCCAGAGGAGAUCGAGCAGGAGAUCAAAAGGACUGAGGCCCAAUAUGAGAAGCUAGCCAUGGUUUUUAUUGACCUCCCACAAGACGUGAUGUGGAACGAGCCGCCCGUGGUGUGCCAGUGGCAUGACGAGCGCAAAAUCUGGACAUCCAACUAUGUGAACGAUUACAAAUUUAAUGAAGAUAAGCUUACUAUACAGUUCAGAACUGGUGUUCUUUGGCCCAUUGGUAUCGGGACGUUGAGGUACAGUAACCUGCCCUACCAAGGGUGGGAUAUAAAACCGGAUCCAGAUGGACGCGGCGUGCUGAUGACGGUGACCGGCCUCUGCGUGACCGUGACGUUCCUAUGCGUGAGUAACUGGGUGAAGCUGAAGUCCAUUGCCAACGCGUCCACCGCGGCCCUGUCUGAGCACUUCAACAAACGGUAUUCCGUGAAGGAAUUGGUUCGGAUAAUGCGCGAAGCUGCCUGCGACUUCUUCCCGGACUUCGACGGCCACAACCACGUGAAGGGCUCGUCUCCCAAGGAGUGGGUGAUGGAGCGGCACACGUACCACGCCAUGGCGUUCCUCUCCAGGGCUUAUAACUUCCAGUCUAGCAGAUGGAAUCAGUCAGCAGGUUACCGGAACAUCGUCCUACAAUGCAGGGAAAGCGUCGAUAUGAAACGAGCGUCGAAACUCCAACUCAUGAUGAUAAACCCGGAGCGCGCGGUGCUGCUGAGAUGCAAUGAACAAUCAAAUGAGAUCAACUUCGAUUCACAACCAGGUUUGAAGUUCUUCCCCGGAGUAUUCACAUUCAACAUGCUCUACGGUUCAGUCGACGCGCGGAGAGUGACGUUCAGUAUGAAAUUUAAACUAGUUGAGACCGUUUUCGAAUUACUGCAGGAAAUUAAACCUUGUAGCUACUCUUAAGAUGAAUUUAAGUCACUGUUUAACCGGCCCCUAAGUAGUAAAAGGUUAAUAACUAACGAAUUUAAGUCGUUUUUAACAGGGCCCCAAUACAAGCAGGACAAUUGGAUAGUUUCCUCAGUCAAAAUAAAUUAUUUCGA